AACCGAGCCUUGCGCGCUCUCUCUGCAUUCCAUCCCUCUCUUGUCUCAGAUCCUUGUCUGCAGCAUCGACUUCGCCUUCUGCGCAGGCGCAGCUCUAUGCUCACCCUGUGACGGAAGCUCUGUCCCGGGUCUGUCUUGCUUCAUGUGGGUGGGUACCCGGAUGCAGAUGCUAACUACUCUCCUGCCAGGCGGAGUGAUACAGACGAGAGGGGGUUUGAGGUGCAUGCGCGGUUAUUGCGUUCCCCUUUCUCUCGAGCUCAGACGUCUUGCCUGGUCGCUGUGCCCUGAGUCCAGGCGGGGCUGAAGGGGAGGGGCCUGGGUUGAGCCCACCCCACUCCCCCUGGGGAGAUCCACAGCCUGAUCAAUGAUCCUUCAACAGUGGGGUUUUUAUCCUGACAGUGUGACAGCAACUUUAAUGGUUCACAGGUGGAGGCCAAUAGUAAGGUGGUUAUGUCAGCUGAAGCCACGGCAGACCAGGUCCCACCCCUGGAGAAUUGUGCCCCACUUGUCCCAACUCAGCAGCGACGGGAUGGUGGCGGAGGGGUAGCUGGUGUGACCUUUGAUCUUAAACCCCUGAACCCCAGCAGCAAGUAUGUCAAGCUGAAUGUGGGAGGGUCCCUGCAUUACACCACGGUGCAAACCCUCACCAAACAAGACACCAUGCUCAAGGCUAUGUUCAGUGGUAGAAUGGAGGUGCUCACAGACAGCGAAGGUUGGAUCUUGAUUGACCGAAGCGGGCGCCAUUUUGGGACCAUUCUGAACUACUUGCGUGAUGGCUCUGUGUCCCUCCCUGAAUCCCAGCGGGAGCUAGAGGAGGUGCUGUCCGAGGCUCGGUACUACCUGAUCCAAGGCUUGGUUGAAGACUGUCAGCUUGCACUGCAGCAAAAGAGCGAAGCCUACGACCCCCUCUGCCACAUCCCCAUGGUGACAUCUCCCAAGGAGGAGCAGCAGAUCAUCUCAAGCUGUUCCAAGCCUGUGGUGAAAUUGCUGCAUAACAGAAGUAAUAACAAGUAUUCAUAUACAAGUAACUCUGAUGACAACUUACUGAAGAAUAUUGAACUAUUUGACAAAUUAGCUUUGCGGUUCAAUGGACGGGUACUCUUCAUCAAAGAUGUCCUCGGGGAUGAGAUCUGCUGCUGGUCGUUUUAUGGACAGGGCCGCAAAAUUGCUGAAGUCUGUUGUACCUCCAUUGUAUAUGCCACUGAGAAAAAGCAGACCAAGGUGGAGUUCCCAGAGGCGCGGAUCUUUGAGGAAACCCUGAACAUCCUAAUCUAUGAGACACCACGAGUGCCAGACAAGGCCCUCCUGGAGGCAACAGGUGGGGUGGCAGGUGGGGGUGGAGGUCCUCUCCGUGCAGGUGAUGAUGAAGAUGGUCGUGAGCACCGUGUCCGACGUAUUCAUGUCCGUAGGCACAUCAUGCAUGAUGAACGUCCUCACGGCCACCAAGCUGUUUUCAAAGACUGAUCUUGUCCCACUGUCCUUAUUAUUCCAUCUAUUUAGUGCCAAAGGAGGACCUGUUUUCUCCUUUUGACCUUUCACCCCAAGGUCUUCUCGUUGGUGUUUGCAUCCUUUUUUAAGCUAUCUCUCCUUUGGGGCUGCUUUGCUGCCUUCUCACUAUUCCUUGACUUCAUAAGCCCACGUUUUAUUGUGAUAAUUGACACCUUGGUCCAUCCCUUCAUUUUACUGGCAUGCUGUUUCCAGCUGUUGAUUUCCCUUAAUGUUUGAGUCUUAAUCUUCAAAACCUGACCUUCCACUACCCACCCUUGGUCUCCACCUGCCUCAUAAUCUUCAAGACACCACUGAAACAUAGGUUGUGGUCCUUUCUUUAUAACCUCUUGACCCAGAACCUUCCCAUCCUGAGACCACCUGAUUCUUAACUGUUUUCUAAACUAAGGAUCCAUGGAACAGCAGCAUUAAUACCAAGAUAGCUGUACGUAAGCAAACUGUAUGACUUGGGAGGAGCUUACAUUCCCCCUCAACCGAAUACUGGGCCUUUGGUGAUUUCCAUUUUGGAACACUGUUAUUGACCUUUUUCAGAGGUCGAGGACAAGGUGCUACCUAGAUAGGUGUGUAAAAUAUAAUUACACACACAACUCUAAUAUCUCUGUUCUGGAGUCUCCUGGAUUCUUUGACUUCUGUGUUUUACCUCAUAGUAGAUCUUGUUUUUAACUCCCACACACACACCUGGCCCUUUCUUUCUGUUCACCUGGUUUUAACUUUGCUGUGUGGAAGAAACUGCCCAGAUUUAAGAUAAGGCAGAAAUUAUUCAGACAGAACUGUGGCUACACUGUUUUCAUGUUAUUGGAAUAACAAGGAUUGUAAAACGUAUUCUAUUUGUGAUUUUUUUUUCUGGAUUAUUUUAAACUAGAUUUAGUCUCCUGUGAGCAAAGGAGACUAAAUCCAGUUUUAAUUAUCCAUAAAGAAUUUUCAUGCAGACAAACUAGUGCAUUUAACCUAUGCAUUAGAGCAGGGGGUAACAUCCCUGAAACUGGGUCCCUUGCCUAUUGUCCUGGUGAGGAAGUUGUUGAUCAGAUAACAGGUGCUAUUCCCCCCUCCGCGUCAAAACAAUAGUUUGACAGUCUUCUUAAGUGUUGUUGCCUGACUCCAUCUGAACUCUUCCAUCCCACUUACUCAAAAUACAAGGUAGCACUGCUUCAAAAUUAUGUAAUGCUUUAGUCCUGCAAUUUCUAGGCAUCUACACAUUACCUAACAGAACAUAGUCAAAGGACUCUUCUCAGACAUAAUUCAGUGCAAGAUUUAGGUACAGAAGUCUAAAUUCCCUAUUUGUCUCCAUCUUCCAACAGACAAUUUGAGUACUUUCAUCUCAUGCCCCCAGAAUGUUUUCACUCCCCUUUGCUUUCUAUAGGGUAGGGGUAGGAGACCUGUGACCCUCCAGAUUACAUUGUCCUCCCAUCAGCCUCAGCCAGCAUAGCAGUGGUCAGGUUUGAUGAGACUUGUAGUCCAUCAACAUCUGGAGGACUACAGCUUCUCUCUCCACCAUAGGGAAUAUGGGACAUUCCAGCAGCCCUUUAAGCCAAUUGUUUGAUGGAACAGGGUUUGGAUAUCCUUAAUGAUUGUGGGCAGAGGAGUUGAGAUUGCAUUCUGUAAAAUGCAGACUGGUGAAGGUAGUUUUACUGGGGAGGUGUUCUUUUCCUCCAACCCUCUUUUUCCCCUGUAUAUCCUCCCCUCCCUGGAGGAGGUAACUUUCUCGAAUUAAUUAUUGUAAUUUUUUCUAUUUGUAUAAUUUAUUUUAAAAAUGUUUUUUUUCUAUUAAAUUAUUGUAAUAAAAGUUAUUGCUUAAAAAAUAAAUUUGGGGUAAUUUCCUGUU
This is a messenger RNA of Rhineura floridana, 3328 nucleotides long. It is a transcript of the gene KCTD13, whose product is annotated as potassium channel tetramerization domain containing 13. Gene Ontology annotation, cellular component: Cul3-RING ubiquitin ligase complex. The coding region runs from base 451 to 1464 and encodes 337 amino acids. NCBI's taxonomy places the organism in Eukaryota, Metazoa, Chordata, Lepidosauria, Squamata, Rhineuridae. Gene Ontology annotation, molecular function: protein binding; ubiquitin-protein transferase activity. Gene Ontology annotation, biological process: protein homooligomerization; protein ubiquitination; negative regulation of Rho protein signal transduction. The transcript is spliced from 8 exons. The record is from RefSeq and is a predicted model, not a curated record.